AUGAAAAUUUUCAUGGAAAAUGGCGGGAAAUUUAUCAGCAGUUUCUCUUCCGAGUUCCUCAAGGGCUACCUGGACAUUGUUCGCAGACAAUUUGGUGGCAAACGUGUCCAUGCCAAUGUCGUCUACCAGGAGUACAUCAAGGACAAACAACACAUACACAUGAACGCCACUCGUUGGCACUCGCUGACAGGACUGUGUCUGUGGUUGGGUAAACAGGGCAUUUGUCGUGUUGACGAGACUGAAAAGGGUUGGUACAUUGAGUACAUUGAUCGGGACCCCGAGAAGGAGCAACGGAAGGCGAGUGAAGCCAGAUUAGAGAAGACGGAGGACGACAUCAAUAGACAAUUCUUACGUAGGUGUGCUUCGCUUUAUAUAGUGUCCACUGCUUACAGAAAAACAGAUCGAAAGCAUGAAGGAAAAGAAGGAGAAUAGAGAGCACUCGGAGGAGCGGAGAGUUGUGCAGCCUCUCAAACGCAGCGAAGAUGAGGACCACAAGAUCCGGCUGGAUCUAUGUCUGGCACCUAAGAGGGCCAAGAAAGAGGAACAGCCCGCAGAGGCGGCUGCCAGUAGCAGUUCGUCCGACAGUGCCUCGGUCUCUUCACAUGCCACUGAAAAGAGCCCACCUCCAGUCUCUUCCGCGAAACCACCUAUCCCUAAGCCUCAGGUACGUUCCAUUGCUGACUUGUUUCACUUGGCUGUAGCCACUUUUAGACCCUGACACUUACGAAGGAUGUUAUGCAGCCCCUACGUAGCCCUUGCGACUACGCAAUACCUCUUGCUUGGUAAUACACAACUUGUUUUAGACGCAUGCGACUCCGCGAGAAGAAACCCUUCAUUUCCCUCUUUAUAAGUAGGGGCCCUUCUCCGAACUUUCGAUUGGUUAUAUUAUUUUGGAUUUUAAUUCAGACGCGUAGAGUCAUGGACUUUCUUCGACGAAAACAACGGAUGCUGGGAUGACAAUUUAUGGCUUGUUUGUCGUCAUAGACGACCCCAGUCCAAGAUUGUCUGAGUUUUAGUGAGACUCGCUUAGUCAUUGACACUAGAGGCCGUGAACGAGAGUUUUAAAAGAAAAUGUUGCGGUGGUGUCUAUCAGUCUGACUCGGUUUCAGGAACGGGCACAUGCGCCCCGCCUCGCCUUUUGGUUCGUGGUUCAACUCGCAGGGCGUUGUGGUCAAUGAUGGGCUGCACUCGAGUCAAAAUCUGCUGCUCUGGUGUGGGUAAGACUGGUUGAGAACUGUAAGUCGGCAGUUGACUCUGCAGUCUUGUGAUCUCGAUUAGUCUGCUUCGAGCGCUAGUUACUCUGCGAUCUUCGAACGUCCUGAAGUCCCUGGACUUGAGUCCCAAGACCAAACAGGACGCGCGUAUUUUUUUCUUACACUUAACCAUGUCUUGUAAAUGCUGCUCCAGAGCGAGGGACUGGUUUGUUCAGUGCUCACCAUCUUCGCGCUUGUAAAUCUCCACUGGUUGAGUCUUGAAGAGCUUUCCGUAGAAAUUCAGGUUUUUUUAAAUGUCUACCUUACCCCAUCCAGAAUCCGCUACUUCUCGCGGAGAAAAAGGCAAAAAUGAAGGCGGAGGCACAACAACAUGACAGUCACUCUUCCGCCCAACGAUCCUCUGCUGCUGCUUCCUCCACCUCCACGAAGGCGCCUGCCGGGCCUGCUCGGAGGAAUGUGCUGGACGAGAUCCUUGCCGAAGAAGAGCGCGCAAAGGAGCGCAUGAACAGGAAGGCCUACUGGCUGACCACCGGUAUCGUCGUUAAGUUGAUUAACCGAAAGCUCCCUCAGGAACUUCUCUAUCGUAGGGCGGUCGUGCUGGACAUGGAGGACAACUACACGGUGGGUGUUGCAAUUUUACAUGCUGUUUUCGCGCAAGUUGUCCCCCCUCCUGCUAAUUGGGAUCGCACGAUACGCAUUCCACGCAUCGUUUCCGGAAGCACCCCACACCCCUGUCUAGAUUUUAGUUGCGGAAUGUGGGUGGACUCCAGGCCGAGCCUAAAAGCACCUGCGUCUCAAACACCACUGCCAGUUCGUACAGUGAUUUCAGGCAAAAUUAUGGACUCCAAUUUGAUAGUUGAUGCACUACUAGAUCCCACGCGGAAGACAUCCAGCUGAAUCACGCAGGGAAUUAAUAAAACACCGGUUUAGUCUUUGAAUUCUUCUGUUGAGAAUACAAUGAAAUGACCCUAACCUAUUUAACGUUCCUAAGGCGGCCAUGCGUUGUAAAGAGUUCAUUUAAGUUUAUUCGGGUGAACUUCUUCGCUUGAAACUAAAGCAAAGAUAUUUAUUUAACUGUUUAAACGGCGGAACCUGCGGGAACUUGCCAUGUUUGAAGUGUAGUGUAACUGCCCCCCUAUAAUUUACGGUGGAAUUGCUGCUAUUUAUUUUCACUGGCUAAUUCAGAUUGCUGUGUGAGAACAUUUUGCAGAGCUGCCACUAGAGAUGUGCAAGGUAGUUUAGGAUACAUAAAUUAUCAAUGGACGCGAAAAUAGCAUCCUCAUAGACUCUUCGUUGAGAUACUGCUGACGAAAUUCCUCAUUGUCAUCUACGUAAACGUUUACUUUUUAAAUCGAAGUUGGGAUCGCACCUCGCAUGACACACUGCCGGGUCCUAGUCAUAUGUUAAAGGAAAAUUGCCGCAUUCGGCCCCAUCAAAAAACCAUGUUGAGAUUAUGUUGGAUGCCUUUUUGAGCGUCAAAUCAGUCUCAAUUAACUAACCCUUUAAACAGUUAUUAAUAACACGGCUUGCUUAGCUCAUUUUGGGCAUUCGAUUGCAUAUAACGACUAUGACACAUGCCGCAAUUGGAUCUGAGCUUUAUUUCGGUUGAACAUAACUGAUUUGGAAAUUCGGAUUGUUUAGGGUUGUUAUACACUUUUUGUUGCCUAUUUUAUACGACCGUACAUCUUAUUUAUCUAUGUAUGUUCAGUCCCCUACAUUUACCCGCUCCUAUUCUGUAUAAUCACGACUUUCGCAGACAUUAUCCAUUGGUUUAUGGUCUUCAUCGAUUUUACAGUCUGUUUUCGCGUAUUAUUGAACCAGCCGUCUGUCAGUAAUUUGGUAGAGGGGCGCCUGCCGACCGUUUUUAUGGAGCUCACUUGUCCCGUUCUGCCUUGGGGCUCUCUCUCUCGAACCCAAUCAGCAGCCGCGAAGUGGUGUACGAUAUAGACAGAAUAUAAUUACCCACAAAGACAAGGGAGACUGGAAUGGCCAUUUCAGGCUUGUUAGGCGUCGUCAGCCAGUCAUGCCCAACUCAGAAACGUGGAAUACCCGCCACCUGCUGGCUAGAAGUCCAACGCCUCUUUGUCUCUAAUGCUAUUCUGUCAAUAAUUUUGUAGGAACUUCGUUUUGUUGCCACGCGACUUUCCGAUACUUUUUAUUUGGAGGUUUUUUGGGAAUUUUAUUCGUCCCACCCGAAAACCGUCCUAUCUCAACCGGCACCAUAAGAUUAGGAUCGGUGGCUCCGACUUUUUUUAGGGGGGAGGUAGUUAUACUGCAUUAUACCUCCGUUUGCCACACGAACACGGUUCCUCCAUACGAAUCCACCUAAUGAUAGCCGCCGCCGUCAAAGCUGGACAAGAACUCUUCAUCUUAUUUCGAUUGACAGGUUAGGUUCUUACGUCACCUAAUGUUGUUGUGUCAGGGCAGACCUACCGAUAUAAGCAAAUUUGUGAGUUCCAGUAAGCAGUUGGGAAGGAAAUGCGGCCACUGAAGCAAAACUCUUAUCCCUCUGUUCCGGACUCUCACUCAAACCCAUGCACGGCAAUUGCACUUCCCAUCUGUUGCUGUCUCUAGUGACGAGUUCGAGUGAGAAUCGAAUAAAACCAUCGUCCUAGUGAGAGCAAGGUUAGUUAGGCCGGUAAAUCUAUUAUAUAAGCAUUCGGCUUAGGAGCAAUCGUGCUCCUCACUUUACUGCGAGAACAAUGGUUCCUUUGGGCCGUCUUCUAUACGGGCCUGCUUCAUUUCUUCUGUGGAUUCUGUUUUCCCUGUUUGAUUCACACUCCCUCAGUCGUUAGAUUACUGUUUCCUCUUGCCGUGCCAUUGCCGGAGUCGCCACGACUUACAUUUUGGAAAAUGAGUCCCUAAUAGUACAACUCCCACGCAUUUCGCGAAUGUCCGUUUAAAACGUUUUGAGUGUCGUUUUUUUAUUACUCACAAAAUAACCCACUGCGUUUUGCUCAAAGGCCGUGGUACGUGUCGUUAACGGAACGACCAAACUUAAGGUGGACCAGGAACACGUCCAGACUGUUAUCCCACCACUCGGCGACUACGUCCUCGUUGUCAAUGGUGCCUAUCGUAAUGAAGUGGCCAUUGUAAAAGCCAUCGACAAGGAUCGGAACGUCGUCGACAUAUGCAUAGACUCGGUGAGUUUGUCUGGUUGUAAUUUUGGUUUCCGGCAAAGUUUUUGUUGCGCCAUCCUGACCUGCCAAGGUCGCAGUGACUCAGCCCGCCGUGAUAUUACUAAAGAUGCACGACACUGAUAGAGAGUGGCGAAGACUCGGAUGACAUGAGUGUUUCGCGGCCGCUAAAUCAAGCACAGCAUUAGCAAACAGAGGCGCAAGCUUUGAAAGAUUGUAAUGUUGAAUUCCCUCAAGUUUAAAAAGCGUGGUGGCAGUUUUCCGCGAAGUAGGUAUAAACGAAAGCCCUAUGCGUUCCUCAUAGUAACUACAACCUUGCAGGCAAAACUCCACGCGGUGAUGUCUUCCGUGGGACUUUCGGACGGUAUUGGGCAUUUUUCCAAAAGAGCGCGACCGCUGCUGGUGCAUACUGUUUGUGCUGCGCUCCUUUAGGAACCACUAUUCUCGAGACUUCCUCUAUGACUGGCGCACCACAAAUGCGACUGAAUACUUGCAGCUAGCCUCAGAACACCAGUUAACCGGCCUGGUUAUGCUAACAAUAAAAUCCCUCGGUAGGGGGCGCUCCCCGAUCGUUCAUACGGAACUCACUCGUUCCGUUGUGCCUUAAGGACUCUCUCGAGCCCAACCAGCAGCCGCACAGCGGCGCAUGAUAUAUAGGCAGAAUGGUAUUACCGACAAAGACAAGGGAGACAAGUAUGUGAACACCUGGACUUCUUGACAAAAAGCUGUCAGUCGUUGUGGCUUGAAACACCCUACACAGCCUGUAUCGCAUGAGGCUCUACUUGCAAGUGCGGUCUCUUUUUUUUACCGUCAUUUCGUCCUUCCUGUUUCAGGGUCUUUGUCGAGGACGCCUCGUGCGGGACGUGUCGAUGGAUGAUGUAUGCAAAAUAAACGACGAAGAAUCCACGUGA
Spirometra erinaceieuropaei is the source of this 5262-nucleotide messenger RNA. NCBI's taxonomy places the organism in Eukaryota, Metazoa, Platyhelminthes, Cestoda, Diphyllobothriidea, Diphyllobothriidae. The record is from the annotation of a GenBank genome assembly.